AUGGCUGCGGUUAAAAACUGGACGGGCGUUUCUUUUGAAGAAGCGAGAAUAACGUUAAGGCAAUGGCGUGAAGAGCAUGUUCGCCGUUCACAGGAAGUGGUAGAAAUGUGGGAAUUUGUUCUCAGUCGCCACCCCCAUUCUUUGGGAGAUGAACUCUGGGUAGUUUAUGAGCAAGUUUGUAUUGCGGCUCUUGACUGCAUGAGGACUGAUUUGACUAUGGCUUGUAUUUGCGCUUUGGAGGAGAAGUUUCCACGGAGCAAUCGUGUACGGAAGUUACAGGCAAUGCGACUGGAGGCUGUUCAAAAGUUUGACGAAGCCCUGCACAUGUACGAUCAAUUGAUUGAGUAUGACCCUACUAAUAUGUCUUAUAGGAAACGCAAAGCAGCUAUUUUAAAAGCCAAAGGGGAGCGUUUGGAAGCGAUCAAAGAGUUGAAUGAAUAUCUAAAAACCUUCUUAAACGAUAAUGAAACUUGGUUGGAACUGUCAAGUUUGUAUUUAAAUGAAGGAGAUUAUGCCCGUGCUGCUCACUGCAUGGAGGAGCUGAUUCUUUCAAGCCCUCAUAAUAGCCUUUACUUGCGGAGGCUUGGUGAAAUAAGAUAUGCGCAAGGAGGGCAGGAGAAUGUUGAGAUUGCAAAAGCGUAUUUUGAGCACGCUGUGAGAACUAACUCCUCAUGUGUGCGUUCGUUGUAUGGCUUGAUACUGGCUUGUAACUGGUUGGCGCAGAAAGCUUCUGGCCAGAAGAAAAAGGAAUACGUUCAGUGUGGUUCGGCUGCAGCAGAGAAGUUGUUACAAAGGUAUAGUGAAAUAGCCUCAGACGAGUUGAAUUCAAAUAUAAAUGCUCAAAUAAAAGUAAUUAAAGCCAUGAAAGAGCAGUUUUGA
Enterobius vermicularis (human pinworm) is the source of this 879-nucleotide messenger RNA. The record is from the annotation of a GenBank genome assembly. Lineage: Eukaryota; Metazoa; Nematoda; Chromadorea; Rhabditida; Oxyuridae.